AUGGAUUUGCCUGAAACGCUACACGAUUUUCUUUUAGUCUUUCUGGGAUCGGGUAUUAUAUUAGGAAGUCUAGGAGUAGUAUUACUUACCAACCCUAUUUUUUCUGCUUUUUCGUUGGGACUGGUUCUUGUUUGUAUAUCCUUAUUAUAUAUUUUAUCAAACUCCCAUUUUGUAGCUGCAUCACAGCUACUUAUUUACGUGGGAGCUAUUAACAUUUUAAUCAUAUUUGCUGUGAUGUUCAUGAAUAGUUCCGAAUAUUACCAAGAUUUUAAUCUUUGGACUGUUGGGGAUGGAAUUACUUUGAUAGUUUGUACAAGUAUUUUUGUUUCACUAAUAACUAUUAUUUCAGAUACUUCAUGGUACGGAAUUAUUUGGACUACAAGACCAAAUCAGAUUAUUGAGCAAGAUUUGAUAAGUACUAGUCAACAAAUUGGAAUUCAUUUAUCAACCGAUUUUUUUCUUCCAUUUGAACUAAUUUCAAUAAUUCUUUUAGUUGCUUUGAUAGGUGCAAUUGUUGUAGCUCGCCAGUAA
Medicago truncatula (barrel medic) is the source of this 531-nucleotide messenger RNA. The record is from the annotation of a RefSeq genome assembly. Lineage: Eukaryota; Viridiplantae; Streptophyta; Magnoliopsida; Fabales; Fabaceae.